AAUGCCAAACUGGGUGAUGCUAGACAGAUGCCAACCAAUUGUCUCAUGGUCCAAGCCAGACCCAGGAGCCUUUAUAUAAAGACAGCCCUCUGUCCAGAUGCCUCAGCCUGAAUGACUGCUUGCCUGUGAGGAGGGUUCUGCUUACCUGCGUGAAUCAGAACCAUGUGUGACCAGCAGCAGAUUCAGUGUUGCCUGCCCCUGACCCAGUGCUGUGUGAAGGGGUCCUCCUUCUGCCCCUCCCAGUAUCCCUGUGCCAAGGGCCAGGUGGUGGUCCAGGCCCCUUGUGAGAUGCAAACUGUGGAGUGCCCUGCACCGUGCCCAGUUAAAGUUUCCCAGGUAAAAGGCCAGGCUCCGUGCCAGUCUAAGACCACCCAGGUGAAGUGCCAGGCUCCGAGCCAGCCUCAAAUUCCCUGUGUUCAAUGCCAAGUUCCAUGCCAGUCUGGGGUUUCCUAUAUGCAGUGUGAAACCCUGUGCCCUGCGCAGACCUGCUAUAUUGAAUGUGCUCCAGUGUGUUACACAAAAACUUGUGAUGUGGAAUGUCCAGUCCAGACCUAUGUACCCUGCCCAGCACCUCAGCCUGUCCAGACUUAUGUAGCAGGUCCCCCGGCAUGCCAGACUAAGGGAAGAUUCUCCACCCAGUGCCAAUACAAGGGCUCCUACCGCAGCUGCGCCCCUCAGCAUCAGUGCGUGCCUUCAUUUAGCACCUAUGCACCUCAGUGCCAGACCCAGGGCUCUUAUGGGCGCUUCACCGCGCAGCGCCGCUCGCGGAGCACCAGCAGAUGCCUCCCUCCUCGCCAGCUGCAGCCUUCAUACCGCAGCUGCUCCCUACCGCGAUGUCCUGAGCCCUACUACAGCAGCUGCCUGCCGUCAAGAUGCUCUUCAGGUUCCUAUAACUAUUGCACCCCGCCCCGCCGCUCUGAGCCCAUCUAUAAGAGUGACUGUCCUCGGCGUCCCACUUCAGGCUGCUCUCAGAGAUGUGGACCCAAGUGCCGCAUAGAGAUUUCCUCGCCCUGCUGCCCCAAGCAGGUUCCCCCCAAGAAGUGUUCUGUUCAGAUUCCUCCCAUCAGACGCAGCUCUGAGAGUUGUACCCCACAACCCUCCUGGGGUACCUCUUGCCCAGAUCUGAAGCCACGUAUAGAGCCGUGUCCACUCCCAAGCUUCCGUCCUCUGCGGCGUUUGGACCAAAGUCCAGAGCCAUCACAGUAGCAAUGUCCAGUUCCUGCUCCACGUCCCUGUCCGUGUCCUGCUCCACGCCUAUGUCCACUUCCUGCUCCACAUGUAUGUUCACGUCCAGCAGCGUGUACAAGUCCGGUGUUCCGCCCGUGUCCUCCACCACGGAGAUUUUCAGAGCCCUGUCUGUGUCCAGCCCCACAUCCUCGCCCAGCACAGUGUGAGCUUCCAGCACCACAUCCACAUCCACGGCCCUGUGUGCGCCAAGAAUCUUGUCCAUUUCCAGAGCCAAUUCCUCUUCUGUUGCCCUGCCAAAGCCCAGAGACACGUGUGGAGCCCUGGUGUUGUCCCAGACCACGCUCAGGCCCAAAUCCAAAUCCAUGCACAGGAGACCUAGGCUGUCAUGAGUCCAUUCCACACUGCCUGGACAUCGAGGCUCCCAGCUUUUAUAAGCGGUGGCAAGAGAGUGGAGCUGGCUGUAGACCUUGCCAUGUAAACCUUCCAGAGCCACAGGGUCUUGGUGGUUGUGGAGACCAAUGAAGCACCAGUGUUGGAGUGAAAGGUGGGGCCAGUGCUGGAGCAAAGCGUGCCUAUUUUUAAAGAAAGCGUGGCUGAGACAUCCCUACCUCUUGCCCUGAAAAUGUUUUUCCUUCAUUCCCAGCAGCCACGGUUUCCAACGUGUUCUGGUUUGUAUCUCUCCAAAGACAUUCACAGGCUCCCUGCUACAGAGGUGAUGUCCAAACUCCUUAGUGUGUCAUCUCAGGAUCCACACCUGGAUCUCAGACACCUUUCCAGCCUCACAUCUGACUCCUCCCCUGUACAUAUCCUUAGUUCUAGCCAGACCAGUCUGGCCACCACGGCACAUCUUGGGUGUUCCCAGGACGUACCUUCGGGGUCCCUGCCUCCAAGCCUCUGCUCACUCUUUCCCCACUAUCUGAACCACUUCUCUGCUAUUCCCAGUAUCUAAAAUCCAACCCAUAUUUCAAGACUGCUUCCUUGGAGUCUUUUGUUUUUGUUCCUACCUAUUUUCCUAUCUACAGGAGCCUGGCUGAUUUCCUAGAACUCACUGCAUCAUCCACACUGUCUGUUUGGCAACUGCCUUGCAACGUGUCUUGAAUUGUUAUUUCACUUUUCAGGAGUGUCUGUCUUACCUAGUCCAACUAGGUUGUAAACUCCCAUUUGAAUGGAGUCAGGGUAUCCCCAAGGUCCCAUACUUCUCCUGGGUCAGGCAGCUGCUCAGCAAGGCUUCUGGGUUUGCAGCUUGAGCCAUGGUCUGUCACGACGGGCAACCCCAGGACUGGAGACAAGAGGAGACCAUGUACCAAUAAAGAUGAUGAUACCCUCACAGCCUAAAUCCUGCAUGACGCCUGUGUUUUACUCCUUUCUGACUCUCUGGGAUGAGUUGUUGUUGUUGUUUUUGUUUUUUAACUUUUCUUCUUGGGUUUAUUUUACCCAUGGUCUGAGCUUUCCUUAGACUAGACUGGGUGGGCUGCCUUGUAGGUUUUCUGUCUCCCCUCAGUGUCCCCGGCCCCUACUGGGAAAAGGUGGAUGAAAGGGAUGAGGAAUGAGGGAACAGGGAGGAUAACUCUUGCUCCUCAAUUUAGGGGUAGAGGUCACUGCCCUGGGUUGGGCAGUUCACCCAGCUCUGGGGCCUUAGUCACAGCCACGUGAAUUCUAUGGAGUCAGGGAAGGGAGAAGGGAGCCUGGGAUAGGCUCUCUGGGAUACUUCACACAGGAUGUACUCUUAUUUGGUUCA
Molecule: messenger RNA, 2926 nt
Organism: Hippopotamus amphibius kiboko
Lineage: Eukaryota; Metazoa; Chordata; Mammalia; Artiodactyla; Hippopotamidae
Gene: KPRP
Product: keratinocyte proline rich protein
Exons: 2
Source: RefSeq, a predicted model, not a curated record